CUUCUUCCGACCACCUUGUCCGCUCCACGAGGCCUGUUCUGUCUGGAUUUCAUUCAAUCCGCCGCGUCGCUCUUUCACUCUCUGGUGUUCAUCGCGUCUCCUGAACGCGAAUGUCCGAAUCUGAUGUCGACAGUCGACCCGCUCGUUCUUUGAGGAAUGGCAUCUCAUCUUCACUACCAUCUGUUGCGCUCAGUAAUAAACAUAUCAUGGAAGCCAUCGCAAGAUCUUCCGACAACGGCGCGACGCUCGAUUUAGCACACAAGGACCUCACUGAUGUGGGAGAGUCUGGCGUGGAGGAACUUGCCACCGUCUGUCGGGAUGCGAAAGGAGAAUGCGGCGUCAUAAGGAUUGCUCUUGCGUACAACCGCCUGACGACGUUACCCAUGGCACUCUCACUGCUCUCGCGUCUGAGGUACCUAGUGCUUCGAAAUAACAAUUUCUCGGUAUUUCCAGAUGUUUUGACCGUCAUGCCAUCGUUGGAGAUUCUGGAUAUCAGCCGUAACAAGAUUAAGCGGUUACCCUCCCAGCCAGGAUCGUUGACCAACCUGCGCGUGUUCUCCAUCGUGCGCAACAAGAUACACAAGCUCCCGCCUUACAUUAGCCAGUUCCGCGAGCUGACGUUACUGAAAGUCGACCAGAACCCAUGGGAGUGGCCACCAAAACAUGUUCUCCAGCCUGAUGAGAACUUGAACGAUCCAGAUCGCAUGAAAGAGUGGAUCAGACGCGUACAGACGUGGAUUGAAGAGAAUAUCGAGCCUCCUACUCAGCGGAAGACGAGCGAGGAUUCUAUCGGUGGCGUCAUCGAGCGUGAUGAAAUAGGCCCCGAUUUAAGUGAGGCUGCACAGUCUGUAGCUCAAACGUCAUCAAGCAAAGAUGAGAUCGCCAACUCUCCGUACCAUGCUCGUUCGUACUCUGUGGAGUCGGACUCUUCGAUCUACUCUCGACUGGAAUGCUCUUCCACGGAGCCAGAACAGGACAGGCCUCGUUUCCCGCGUUUCUUGCAAGGGUCCUCAAAGAGUCAUUCCCGCUCUGUUUCGCAUUCUCCUGAUUCCUGCUAUCCCCUGGAUGAAAUAAUGGAGUCCACCCAUGAAGAUAGUCCCAUUGCUCUUCGUGGCCGUCAGGGGCGCGCUGGAAAUGAUCUAACUGGCACAGACUCCAAGACCUCCAGUAGUUACAGCAACGUUACUGUCAGAAACAGCUUUUCAGAGCUGCGACCGCUCAAGUUACAGAGCAAAAGUGACGUGAUCCUGCCCCAACGUCCUGUAGCUCUUUUAGAGCCGACAGGGUCUGCACGACGCAAAGCGUCAGCGUCAACUGAUGAUCUUCCCGCCUCGUCGCCUAUUGCGGAGGUUGCAGCUGCGCCUUCCAUGGACAAGGAACGACAUUCUUACUUCCGUCGCUUUUCCGCUUUGACACCGUUGCACCUAUCGAAAGCAAUUCCAGAGGAUCUAUUGGCAUUGGUUGAUGCCGCGCGAGGCAUACUCUUCGGAGUCUCACGAAUCUAUGAGACUUUGCAACUCUAUACCCAUACGGAAUAUGCUAUUGACCAGCGACUGUCGACAGUCCUGAACAAGGUGCUUGACCCGGCCAGCGUCUACAUGACUGGCCUCAUCAAUGCUCUGGACCGCUUCGACACGAUGAGCGUGAAGGGUUUGCCUCCUCCGUCAGUCUGUAGAGCAGUUGUUGAGUGUUGUAGAGACAACGUGGCUGUCUUCGGGAAGGCGGUGGGAGUUUUGGCUCUUCAACUAAAGGUACUGGCAACACAUGACGACGUCCGUUAUACGAGGCAGAUGUUAUUGAAUCUUUACGGUUCUAUGGCCGAGAUUGCUAGCUCAUGGCAGGCCAUGGCUAUGCGAAUCGAGGCCGUCAAGCCGCUCCUCUGGGAAAUUCGCCCACCGCCCGCCGCCAAGUCGCAUGCUGCGCAGUCACCGUCUUCUGCUCGGUCAGCAGCUGCACAUAUCGCAGACUCGUCGACAUCAGACCAACCGCGUUUGAGACAUGGAGUGUCGCCGACGUCCCGGGAUCACGGUCAGACGCGAAUGGCCCGUCGGCAUGCAGGUUCGUUCAGCUACAAGGACGUUGAGAUCGGGAAGAUGCUACCGUCUUUCGUUGAUGCCCCUUCUUCACCUCUGACAGCUGGCGUUAUCAACGGUGCGGCUCCUUCGACGCCUGUGUUACGGUCGGCCAGGCGCAUGGCGACUGCAUUAGGUUCAACACCGCUGGGUACUCCUAAUGGCGAUUCUGCAGUACCGACAGCGUACCGCUGGGAUAGUCACUCACGUCAGGGAUCACAGAACUCCCUUCCGCCAUCAUCAUCUGGGCUCGCUUUGAGAACGGCUCAGGUGGAAACACCAUCCAAUACGAGCACGUUGGUGGACAAGGAGGCCAUCGACGCCGUGAAAAAAGCUCUGGACUUGGCUCCAGCGAUUUGGAACAUGAUGGAUAGGAUUCUUAAUGAUCGGGAGGGGGUAACAGAAGACGUCAAGGAGAUCGUUGAUCAAGCGAAAGUCGUGACAGAAAGGUUGAGACGCAACAUUGGGUACAUCCGAGAUGGUGUUCAGCCUACGGACAAACCUCUCCACGAUGAGGCUCGUACGUUUGCGAAGACUGUAAUCCAAUUAUCGAGUGCUAUCAAGACCCACAUGACCUCCCAUCCUCUUUCAUCUGAUUUGCGAACGAGCAUGGUCAACCUGACGAAUGCUACAGAAGAAUUUGUCAUUCUUCUACACGUUUCCUCGUUCUCUCCAGCUCCAACUCCUCGUCCUUACUCUCCUAUGGUAGCGCAAGGUGCUAUCGGAACGCCAGAGGAAAGCAAGUUGGGAGCAGGUCUCUCGCGUAGUCGAAGCGCUUUGCCCUCUGCCAGCUCAAAGCUGGCCUCUUCCCUACCGCAGCCACCCCACAGCGCUCUUCCGCACCAGUCAUUUUCGAUACCGAAUCCUCCGCGCAGUGCGCCUUUCAGAAGAGAAUUUAUCAACCAAUCUGCGGCCGUGUUGAGCUGA
This is a messenger RNA of Laetiporus sulphureus 93-53, 2999 nucleotides long. RefSeq lists its product as uncharacterized. Gene Ontology annotation, molecular function: protein binding. The transcript has 7 exons. The coding region runs from base 111 to 2999 and encodes 962 amino acids. NCBI's taxonomy places the organism in Eukaryota, Fungi, Basidiomycota, Agaricomycetes, Polyporales, Laetiporaceae. The record is from RefSeq and is a predicted model, not a curated record.